Molecule: messenger RNA, 2108 nt
Organism: Uloborus diversus
Lineage: Eukaryota; Metazoa; Arthropoda; Arachnida; Araneae; Uloboridae
Gene: rasp
Product: protein-cysteine N-palmitoyltransferase HHAT-like
Exons: 12
Coding region: 574-2073 (499 amino acids)
Biological process (GO): protein palmitoylation
Cellular component (GO): endoplasmic reticulum
Molecular function (GO): palmitoyltransferase activity
Source: RefSeq, a predicted model, not a curated record
UUUUAGUUUCGUACUUUUUUUUUUUUAUUUUACUUUGUUUGAAAUAUGACAGCUUAGUGUUUAAAGUCUAAAUUCUAAGAUCAAAUGUCCUUUGGUUCAAUUAUUCUUUCUAAAAUACUAUUUUUACUCUCAGAAAUGUAGCAGAAAGGAAUUGAUUUCAUUGCUUUUAAAAUGCAAUCUAUCAUUUUCCGGUAUUUUAAUAGCAUUAAGAAUCCCUAGAAAAAAAAAUUUCUAUGAUGCUGUUUGCAUUAUCUUAACAAAUUAAGAUUUAAAAGAAAUGUAUUUUUUCAUUCAAAAUGUUAUUGUGAAAUUUGAGUCGAUGUUUGAAGUAAGCUAGAGAACCUGUGUAAGUUAACCUUAUAGAUUUGUGUAAAGAACCUGUUAGAGAACCUUCAUCAAAUGUCCUUUCUUUGACACAAAGGCUGCAUGAGCAGUUUUUCUUGACAGCUGGAGCAUUCAGCGGCCAAGAAGUGGUCAGAGCAUUGGCUUUUUUAUGUCUGAAAAUAUAUCUGAAGGAAGAUAUUGUUUCAUUGGGAAAGAUUCACAGCACAAGUGAUAAGAAUUUCAUAAAAUAUGGAAAUAGAGAAGCAUUUAUAUUGGCUUGUAUGGGUUGGGUCUGUAUUUUACUCUCUUUGGACAUUCAUUGGUUCUUGUAAACAACAUUAUAAUGAGUUGGACAGUAAUGAUUUCAAAGAAGACUGGUUUUUUCUUGAGAGUAAAGAUAAUUCUGACAUUGAAUGGAAUAUCUUAACUUCCCUCUUCAAAAAAUAUUGGUUUUUGCUUGUUCUUCAGCUGAUUUGUUCCCAUGUCAUUUCAAAGAAACACAAAGCUAUUCUACCUUUAUUUUAUGCCAUUUAUUCCAUGCUGUGCCUUUUCAUCAUUGUUGGUUUAAGAGGCUCCUUACUAUAUGUGAUACACAUCAUGCUUAUGGUCAUACUUCAUAUGACUGGAAGAAAGCACAUAUGUUACUUGUUCACUGUUACCACUUUGUUGAUUCUACAUAGUACUUUUAUCACAGAUAUAAAAACUCGUUAUUUUCCAACAGAGUCACAUUUAUUCAUUUUUGAAGUUGGAUUUGGUUGGUUGUUAAUUAAGUGUUUGAGCUUUGCCGUAGACAGUAUUGAAUCUGGAUCAAACAAAAACAUCACUAUUCAGGAACUGUCAUCAGUUUUCUCAUACUGCUUUUAUUUGCCGACUGUUUUCACUGGGCCCAUUUUGUGCUACACCUCCUUUAAAGAACAGGUAAUGCAGGUCAAUCAACAGUUCUCAGCAAAACAAUACUUAAGUAAAGUUUUUCAUCUUCUCUACUUUUUUCUGUGGUAUUUAGUGUUUGAGUUGCUUCUUCACUUUGUGUAUUCCUCUGCUGUACAGUAUCAUCCUGAGCUGUGUUCAACCUUCACUAGCUGGGCCUUAUGUGGCCUGGGAUAUGCUUUACCAAUGAUGUUUUACCUCAAAUACUUUAUCAUUUAUGGGAUAACAGCAAGAAUUGCUGAAUUAGAGGAUAUUGAGUGCCCACCUCCACCUCGAUGCAUCACAGCCAUUCAUUCAUCAUCCUUCCUGUAUCGGCACUUUGAUCGUGGAUUAUACUUUUGGAUUUUACGUUACUUGUAUUAUCCUGUUAUUAAAGGAAGUUGGAGCGCUUCCAGAAAAUUAUGUGGUCUCUUCAUAUCGUUUGCAUUUGUUUGUAUGUGGCAUGGAAUGGAGAAACCAGUGUGCAUGUGGACGUUUUUAAAUUUCAUCCUUGUUUCAACAGAAAUGACAAUGAAGCCUUUUCUUUGUGUUGGGGACAAAAACUAUUUUCAAAAGAAGGGGUUUUCUUCACUGGCUCAGAAAAGGCUCUCUGCAUUGUGUGGCACAAUGCAUUUUAUAAUGAUGUGCAUAUCAUGUACCUUUUUUCUUUCUAACUGGGAUAUUGGUAUGUUGCUGCUCAAAAGAGUGAUGUUAACGGGAUGGAUACCUUUCCUACCAAUUGCAUUUAUAAUGUACUGUGGAUGUCAUGUGUCUAUGGAUGUUUUGCAACAUAAAGCGUCCUCAGAAAACCAUCUUGCAUACUCGGAUAAUUCUCAUUUGUGAUAUAUUUUUAUGACUAAUGAUUGUAAAUAAAUAUA